AUGAGAGACACAAUCGAAACUGACAGGCUGAUUCUAAGCCGACACACGGUGGCGGACUUUGAAGAUUCGGUGGCUCUGUGGAACGACGAGGAGACGGUCAAGUUCUGCGGAGGAGCCCGACCUCGAGCCACCGUCUGGACCAAACUCUUGUACCAUCGAGGACACUGGGAUCACUACGGAUACGGCUGUUACGUGGUCCGGCUUAAAGAGAUGGGCGAGUAUCUCGGAGAGAUUGGCACCAACCAUUUCAUGCGAGACUCGGACCCGGCCUACUCGCCCCUCAUGCCGGAAGCGGGCUGGGUCGUGAACCCCAAGUACCACGGCAAGGGUAUUGCCACAGAGGCGCUGACGGCCAUUUUCAAGGAGGCCGAUGCGUCUGAAAAGAUUACCCACCCCAUCUGCUGCAUCAUCGACCACGGGGAAAACGAGCCCUCUAGAGCCAUUGCCCGAAAGUUUGGUUUCAAGCAACAGCCGGGAACCGUCAAGCUGGGGGAUGAGGAGGUGGACCUGUGGAUUCGGGAGAAACGGAACUAG
Yarrowia lipolytica CLIB122 is the source of this 534-nucleotide messenger RNA. RefSeq lists its product as uncharacterized. Gene Ontology annotation, molecular function: acyltransferase activity, transferring groups other than amino-acyl groups. NCBI's taxonomy places the organism in Eukaryota, Fungi, Ascomycota, Dipodascomycetes, Dipodascales. The record is from RefSeq and is a predicted model, not a curated record.